CGUAGAGGCUGCGCUCAUGCCUACCACUUCCGUGUACACACGCGAGCUGAUUGAAACAUAAGACCAAAGAGAAAAUCAUUUUUUUCUUUGUUUGCUUGACCUAAAUACUUAAUCGAUCCGCAGGACAGUUUGGCGAUGGGUUUGCUGACAAUUCUGAAGAAGAUGAAGCAGAAAGAGCGCGAGAUGCGACUACUAAUACUAGGUCUCGACAAUGCGGGGAAGACGACCGUCGUGAAGAGGCUGAAUGGCGAGGACAUCAGCACCAUCCCACCAACGCUGGGCUUCAGGAUCAUCACGUUGGAACACAGAGAGUACAAGUUGAACAUUUGGGACGUGGGGGGACAGAAAUCUCUGCGCUCCUACUGGAGGAACUACUUUGAACGCACGGAUGGUCUCGUGUGGGUGGUGGACAGCGCAGACCGACAACGCAUGGAAGACUGCAGGCAGGAGCUCCACAAGCUGCUGCUGGAGGAGCGGUUACUAGGUGCAACAUUGUUGGUGUUUGCAAACAAACAAGAUGUACCUGGUGCAAUGUCAGAAGAAGCGAUACAAGCGACGUUAGCCCUGGAUGACAUCAAAAACCACCACUGGUGCAUUAUGGGAUGCAGUGCAGUGACAGGCCAGAAUCUUCUGGCAGGGAUGGACUGGCUGUUGGAUGAUAUUGCCGCACGGCUCUUCAAUGCAGACUAACCUGAUGUUCUUCGACAGAGGACAUUGAUGUUUUCCCUGUUUUGUCAUGGCACAAACAUCUGUGCAUUCUUAAUGUUAUCAAGUAGCAAAAUGGCGGCCCCUUCAACUGAAGCGUGCUUAAGUGUUCAGCUCACAACCCAUCAUUGCUCACUGGGGUUUUGGUCAUUUUCAGUUGACAAAAAGGGCAAAAUGGCCAGCUCCUGCAAUGGCUAAAAAUGCAUUUUUGAUUAUUAAUUCAUUGUCCCUCAAGUAUUAUCAAAAUACUGUGUUUAUGCCAAAUUUGCUAAAAAAAGGUUGAAGAAAAAAAGCCCAAGAGUAAUUUUAUUUUUCUUUAUUUCAAAGAUGGGUCAAUACGAUGAAUCACUUUCAGUGUGCAGGGGCAUUUCCAAAUUUUCCAAGAUGCCGAUCCAGUCUGGAAAUGGAAAGAACCAAAAUAAAAAUGCAGUCAGUGCCCAAGAGACACACAACAUGCUUUACAAUGUUUGCUUCAAGAUCAGAGUCAACCAAUCAGUCAUGAAAGUUCAGACUGGGGCGGUAUCAUGAGCUCAUCACUUCUGUUGGCAAAUUAAAAUAUGCGCAUCAUACCAACAUGGCUGCCGCGGACAGCGCAAAACAGCAUCCUGGUAGCCGAAACAGACACGCCAACCUGUGAGCAGAAUAAAAUAAAUUUCAAUUUGAUCACCAUUUAUAGGAGUUGACAUUAAUUCAAUGUGGCUCAGGAGUUGUACCAAUCAGUCACGAAUCUUCAGACUGGGGCGGUAACAGGAAGUCAUCACUUUCCACACAAAAACCUCAAAAAAAUAAAAACAUUCGACUCACCUCCACGAAAUGGCCGCCUCCCAUCUGAAAAGUUAAAGGAAAUUGUUAGCUAGCUUCUUUACAUGUGGCCACCAUGCUACAGCAAACUUCUUUUUCAGACUGUUGGAAACCCCAACAAGGUGUCCCCUUGUUGCCAUGGUAACACCAGUGGGUUCACCUUUGCAGGUCUGGCAUCGACGCAUGGCGUAAGACGCGUGCGGGUGUCAUCACCAAAGAAACGCAUGGAGCACAUAUUGCUGUUGCGUGAUUUUAAUGCUCACCUGGCAGAUGGGGUCCAAAUGCGGAUACAUCUGGUUGAGGGGAGGAAACAAGUCAUGAGCUUUGGGGAA
Molecule: messenger RNA, 1838 nt
Organism: Hippocampus zosterae (dwarf seahorse)
Lineage: Eukaryota; Metazoa; Chordata; Actinopteri; Syngnathiformes; Syngnathidae
Gene: arl2
Product: ADP-ribosylation factor-like 2
Exons: 5
Coding region: 136-690 (184 amino acids)
Biological process (GO): protein folding
Cellular component (GO): microtubule cytoskeleton; cytoplasm
Molecular function (GO): GTPase activity; GTP binding
Source: RefSeq, a predicted model, not a curated record